UUUAUUACUUUGAAUAAUUAUAUUUUGUGAUUUUAAUCGUCUAUUAUAUCACAAUGUAUCAUAUAAACAAAUCCAAUAUUUAUAACUAAUUGGACUUAUAUUAUGAAAGCAUUAUACUAAUAUAUGAAUAAACUAUUUUAUAUUUUAUUUAUAUGUUAUAUAAAUUGAUUAUGAUGUGUGAUUUUUUAUUUUAUUAUUUAUUACUUAUAAAUAUUAAAAAUAUUGAGUAUGUUAAUACGAAAUAUAUUAGGAAAUUUAUUUUGGUUAUGAUUUGAUAAAGGAAAUCUAUUAUUUAAAUUUUGGAAAGAUAUUAAAUGCUUAAAUCUAUGAUUUAAAUUAGGAAAAGACAAGCAUGCUUAAAUAUAGGUUCAAUAAAUACAUCAAUGGCAUUCUAAUGUAAAUAAGUAGUAAAACUAAGGGGUAUUUCUAUUUUGUACUUCUGUUUUAAUAAAGUAGAUAGGCACACAAUACUCCUCUUCCCGUAAAUACCUCACCAUCAUCAAAACCAUUUGCACUUGCUGCGACUUUGUCGGCUUCACCUACCAAAUGUCCGACGGUGUUGUCAGACUUGUCCUCUCCAAGACUUGCACCGAUCCUCCUCCUGCAUCUGUACGUCGAUUCUCCCCCUUUCUAUUUUAUUAAUUAUUCUGUUAUUUUUAAUAAUAUUAAUUUUCUGCUUGUAUUUUGUCGUUUAUUACAGCGGUUCUUGCUUUCUGUUACGGAGAAGGUAUAAAUUAUUAUGUUUUUUUUUUGUAACUGAUAAAUUAUUAUGUUACAUAGACUUAUAGAUCAUUGCUUCUAAGUCUUUUGAAAAUGUAUUUACUCUUCUCUCUAUCUGAUCUCGUAGGUCUCUCUGGCGAUAACACGGAUGACCAUGGAAAGGUGUAUGAGUCGAAGCAGCUCGAAAACGGCAGUCUAUACGUGCGUUUAGACAUGCCUGGCGUUCCCAAAGACAACUUUGCUGUCACAGUCGCUAACGGGAUAGUGAAGGUGACUGGUCAAGCUCCUUCCGUUAGCCACGACUCUGCUGGUCGGUUCUACUCUGGUGACGUGGCUAUGCUCUCAGCUCCUGUCAACAUUCCUAGCCGUCGGAUCAAAACAAUCGCCAAGAACGGUGUGAUUCGCCUCCUCAUCCCUCCCCUUUGAUUUCAUGAUAUGUAUGUUUCUAGACCUUUUUGUUGGGAUUAAGCGCUUUGAUGUUUUUUAAUUUCGACUACUUUUGGAUAUGUUGCAAAAAAAAAGAGACAUUACUUUAUUUUGUGUAACGUCCUACGCUUUAUGCGCGACUCUUCUCUUUAAGUUAGUAGAUUAGCUAUCAUCAAAAUGCGAGACUCUUUGAAUGAAUCUCCGCAUCAAGCCUUCUCACUUCUUUGUCAGCCUUGCGAUUCUGUUAUAUUUCAGCUACCAAAAAUGUUCUCUAACUUCAAUGCUACCAUCAAAUGAACGGGCAUCAUCAAUGCUUCUUAUAGUUCAAAAUAAAGCUGGGAGUAUUCGUUGUUAAGAUUUUGCGAAACAAAUUUUAUUAAUUCUAUCCCGCUAAACACAAUGUAUACAUGCAAGAUAAAAAAUUAAAAGCGAUUUGUUUUCGUGACAAAGUUAAGAAUUUUGUAAAAUUAAGUUUAACAUAUAAAUUUUCGUGACAAAUAUGAAAAAUCAUAGAUUUUUGUACAAUUUUGACAAAACAACUCAAAACAUAGUUCUCUAAUGUCUUAAUAAAAUAUUAUUUAAGGGUGCAAUAAUUAAAUAUAUCAAUUCAAUAAAUUUUGUAAUUUAUAGACAAAACAAUAACACAACAAAUUUUGAAACAUUGUUUAACCUAUGAAUUUCUUUUUAUGAGAAUCCAACUAAACAAGAUAAAAAAAAAUUAGAUUUAUUUAAUUACCAUUUUAUUCAGUUUUGAUUAAUUUCAAAUUGUAAUAAUGUAUCUUUUUGAAGUUACAAAAAAUAAUAUUCUUUUUUUAUUACACUAGCAAUAUAUAUAGAUUUCAUAUACACAAAUAAAUAUAAUAUAACAACAUAAGCU
Brassica rapa (field mustard) is the source of this 2023-nucleotide messenger RNA. RefSeq names its product putative 57 kDa heat shock protein. The record is from RefSeq and is a predicted model, not a curated record. NCBI's taxonomy places the organism in Eukaryota, Viridiplantae, Streptophyta, Magnoliopsida, Brassicales, Brassicaceae.